AUGGAUCCUUCUGAUUCUCACCAACCUUUUGACUUUACCACCAUCACCAACACCUAUGUCCCCGAGGGCGUCACUGCUCCGAAUAUAUCCCCUACCACUACACAAACUGUUAACGAAUUAAACCGUGUUGAGGCAAAUGUUGAGCCAGUGGUUCAGCCACAUGUUGAGCCACCGGUUCAGCCACAUGUUGAGCCAGCGGUUCAGCCACAUGUUGAACCAGCGGUUCAACCACAUGUUGAGCCAGCGGUUCAGCCACAUGUUGAGCCUCAUGCUGCUUCUGAGUCAGCUCUUGUUCAAGCGCAGCCUUCCUCAAACCGCCGUCCUUACACAGACAUGAUUUACGAAGCGGUUGUGGCGUUGAACGAACCUAGGGGUUCCAGCAAGUCGGCAAUCUCAAGCUACAUCAAGAGGUUGAACCCUAAUCUUCCUGAUGGUCAUGAGGCUUUGAUGACUCACCAUCUCGAGGUCAUGAAGAGAUGUGGCAUUCUCACUAUGGUUAGGAAAUCAUACAUGCUUGCUGACUCUUCUCCUCCGGAGAACGUGGCUGUUGCGCCUGCUGCUGUUAAUGCAGGUCCGGUCGUGGCUUCCGGAUCUGAGACUCCUCCGGGUUACACCGGUUCGCUUGAUAUGCUGGCUAACUCGGCUGCUGCUGUCGAUACACGUCUGGUGGUGGUUUCCGGAUCUGAGAUCCCUCCAACCGACACUCGUUCGCUUGAUAUGCUGGCUGUCACUGCUUCUGCCUCGGCUUCUCAGCCUCUGAAGCGAGGUCGUGGACGUCCACCAAAGCCUAAGACCGAAGCUCCACAACAGCAGCAACCCAUCGCUGCUCAACCGAUCCCACAAGCGCUGCAACCAUCCAUCAAUGUUGAACCAAGCGAUGUCCAGCCAAGCGAGGAGCAACCCGAGUUGCCUGUAACCGAUCCGACCGUGGUGGUUACGGAGUCGGCAAAGAGAGGCCCUGGACGUCCAAGGAAAGACGGAUCUGGUCCGAGCGUUCAAACUCCGAGUCUGGCUGUAAUGAUGAAACGAAGGGGCUGGCCAAUGAGUUGUAGAGGUUCCGGGAGAGAGAGGGAGCCCAUAUCUGUCCCGGCUCCUGACUCUGUGAUACCUGACGUCGGUGGAUCUGGCGGGGUCGCCACCCUUGCUCCAGCUGGUGAAGAAGCUAUGGCGGUUGCGGCUGUGAUGAAGCGUGGACCAGGACGUCCACCUAAGCGUGGACGUGGACGUGCAGCAGCUAGACCCAUACAGGACACACCAAGGCCAGUCACGAGGGCUACUGGGACCAUCCAAGAGCUUGCAUAUGGAGAACUCAAGAGAAAGAUUAACAUUGCUAUUCAAUUCACGAAUCUUAUGUUUGGUUUUGGUCUUUGA
Messenger RNA from Raphanus sativus (radish), 1371 nucleotides. RefSeq lists its product as uncharacterized. The record is from RefSeq and is a predicted model, not a curated record. The coding region runs from base 1 to 1371 and encodes 456 amino acids. Gene Ontology annotation, biological process: chromosome condensation; nucleosome assembly; negative regulation of DNA recombination. The transcript is spliced from 4 exons. Lineage: Eukaryota; Viridiplantae; Streptophyta; Magnoliopsida; Brassicales; Brassicaceae. Gene Ontology annotation, cellular component: nucleus; nucleosome; nucleolus. Gene Ontology annotation, molecular function: nucleosomal DNA binding; double-stranded DNA binding.